CGGCUUUUUCAUGAGAUAAAGUAGAGUUCAAUUAUUAUUCAAUUUAUUAAAUAGUUUAUUAAAUAAACGACUAAUUAAUUGAAUUAAAUAAAUACAAUUUGAAUCAAAACUAAUUGAGUGCUUAAUUGAGAGCUGAGUCAACAAUCACGGCCUCCAGAAUUUACGAGUCGGGCUCCUCUACCGCUGCGUUCUGGGAGACGCUGUGGCCGAGUAUGUUAAACAACUUUCACCAAGGUGCUAACACUCCCAACGGACCCAUCGGCAAACCCAAUCUCCCGAACCUAUCCAACAUCACAUCCAACAUCCACUCCCAUCACCACAACUCCAUCAAUAAUAACAACAAUAAUAACAUCCAACUGCUCGGCGAGAAUGGACACAACAACGGACACAACGGCACUCCAAACCAUAUGCCGGGCACUCCAUCCGAAAACUCUUCAGCGCUCGGCAUAAGUGUCUCUCAUUCUAAUAGCAAUACAAAUGAAGGCCAUUCACACCACCAGAACAUCAAUAGUAACUCAAAUCAAGACAAACCGAGUAAACAGAAGCGCCACAGAACCCGAUUCACUCCCGCACAGCUUCAGGAGCUCGAGAGGAGCUUUGGUAAGACUCACUACCCGGACAUCUUCAUGAGGGAAGAGCUCGCCAUGAGAAUUGGGCUCACGGAGUCUCGCGUUCAGGUUUGGUUUCAGAACCGAAGAGCAAAAUGGAAAAAGAGAAAGAAGACAACGAAUGUGUUCAGAAGUCCGGGCGCUCUCUUGCCGUCUCACACAUUACCACCGUUUGGUUCAAUGGGUUCAUCGGACGGGUUGUGUUCGUUUGGUCCGACACACGACACCCGGUGGCCAAUGAGCGCCGGAAUGGGUCAGAUGUCUGGCCACCCGAUGCCAAUCGGUCACAGUCUUAAUCAACAGCCAACGAAUUUCGGUCAGAACUUAUCCACUGGAAUGGCGUGUAAUAUAAGUCAAUCCAAUUCAAGCAUAUCAUCGGCGAGCGCGCCGUCAUAUCAAACUCCAUAUACAAAUGUGGCCAUCAGUUGCAGUCCUCCUCUCAAUCCACAAGAAUCCAACACUUCGUGUUCGCCGCAGAACUGGUCUAAUGACACGACCAGCACCUGGAGAGGCACUUCCAUCGCCACUCUCAGACGUAAAGCACUCGAACACUCAGUUUCAAUGACUUUGAGAUGAAUUAUUAUCAAUUAAGCCAAACAUUCCGUCAAAUAUACUAACCAUUUGACGGUUUAAAUACUAAACAUAUUUAAGUUCCUCCAUU
This is a messenger RNA of Medioppia subpectinata, 1269 nucleotides long. NCBI's taxonomy places the organism in Eukaryota, Metazoa, Arthropoda, Arachnida, Sarcoptiformes, Oppiidae. The record is from the annotation of a GenBank genome assembly.